Lindgomyces ingoldianus is the source of this 819-nucleotide messenger RNA. RefSeq lists its product as uncharacterized. The annotation marks the transcript as partial. NCBI's taxonomy places the organism in Eukaryota, Fungi, Ascomycota, Dothideomycetes, Pleosporales, Lindgomycetaceae. The record is from RefSeq and is a predicted model, not a curated record. The transcript is spliced from 4 exons.
CUUGCACUCCCUCAUGGAGUAACUCCAGAUUUUGACAAACCCGACCGAACAGUGUGGACGGCGAACAUUGUAACUCAGGCACUGUGCCUCUCUCUUGUGGGCUUGAUUGUUAUGCUCCGAGUUUAUAUCCGCAUGAAGAUAUCUCGAAAUUUUGGACUUGAGGAUUGGUGGGCUAUUGCAGGCUUCCUGUUAGCGGUAGGAUAUUCAGCAACUGCCCUCACGAUGAACCAUUUCGGUGGCGGUUUGAAUCAAUGGGAGGUCCCUAAGGAAAACCUGAUGAACUUUCACGCUACCGUCUAUGCUACUAUGGUACUGUAUGGCCCUUGUGCAUUCUGCAUCAAGGCCUCAAUUCUCCUAUUUCUGGCUCGAGUUUUCGCGCCGAAUCGGAGAGCCGUCCUCGUCAUAAAUAUCUCGAUCGGGGUAUUGCUGGCUUACUACCUCCCGGUUCUGGUAUUAAAAGCUACUAUCUGCCGUCCUGUGAUGAAGUUCAUGAUGCCAGAAAUAGACGGGAAAUGCUUCAACCAGCGGGCUUUGAUUCUGGCCGACUCUGUGAUAUCGGUCGUCUCGGAUCUCCUUAUCCUCGCUGCGCCUAUUCCACUGACCAGCGACCUCCACAUGCCGAAGAAAAAGAAGCUUAAGGUGAUAGCGGUUUUCAGUGCAGGUGGGUUAGCGUGUAUUUGCAGUAUCAUUCGACUAGUGGAUAUCGUUCAGAACGGAAUGAGCGCAAACCAGACACUGAUUUUCAUGCGCGUAAACCUCUGGGGCAUCGCGGAAGUGUACAUUGGCCUCAUCGCUGCUUGUAUGCCAGUCGUACCGGCC